AUGUCUCCCUCAAUCCCCACUUUUAAACUGAACAAUGGCAUUACAAUUCCAGCCGUUGGUUAUGGCACUGGCACCAAGUGGUUUAAGUCUUCCAACCUUGACGAACUUGAUGAAAAGGUUGUUGACGCUGUGGCUCUUGCCAUCUCCAAUGGCUACACCCACAUUGAUACAGCAGAAGUUUAUAAUACUGAAGGCGAGGUUGCUGCUGCAAUUAAAAAGGCUGGUGUCCCUCGUGAAAAGCUUUACAUUACCACUAAGGUGCUCCCCAAGAUUGGAAACCCUGAGGCUGCAUUGGCUGAUUCUUUAAAGAAACUUGGAAUUGAUUAUAUCGACUUAUACUUGAUUCAUGCUCCUUUUGUAACUGAAGAAAAGCAUGGAAUUUCCCUUGAAGAUGCUUGGGCAAAGCUUGAAAAGUUUCAAGAGGAAGGCAAGGUUAAGACAAUUGGUGUUUCCAACUUUGCCAUUGCUGAUUUGGAGCGCAUUUUAAAGGUUGCCAAGAUUAAGCCUGCUGUUAACCAGAUUGAGUACAAUGCCUAUUUGCAAAACCAGACUCCAGGAAUUGUCAAGUUUUCUCAGGACCAUGGAAUUUUGGUUGAAGCUUAUUCACCCUUGGGUCCUGUGAUUGCUAAGGAUGAAAAGGCUCCCUUAAAGCCUGUGCUUGAAAAGAUUGCUACCAAGUAUAAGAAGACACCUGCUCAAGUUGAGCUUCGAUGGACUUAUCAGAAUGGUGUUUUACCUAUUACCACUUCUGCAGAUAGUGGUCGUCAAACUCAGAGUUUAGAGAUUUUUGAUUUUGAGCUUACUGAUGAUGAAGUUCAGGAGAUUCGUGAUGUUGGUUUAACUUAUACCUUCCGUCAGUACUGGAAGCCUGAGUAUGGCAAGUAUGAAAAUAAGUUGUAA
Molecule: messenger RNA, 900 nt
Organism: Magnusiomyces paraingens
Lineage: Eukaryota; Fungi; Ascomycota; Dipodascomycetes; Dipodascales; Dipodascaceae
Exons: 1
Coding region: 1-900 (299 amino acids)
Molecular function (GO): oxidoreductase activity, acting on NAD(P)H as acceptor
Source: RefSeq, a predicted model, not a curated record